Molecule: messenger RNA, 617 nt
Organism: Vigna radiata var. radiata (mung bean)
Lineage: Eukaryota; Viridiplantae; Streptophyta; Magnoliopsida; Fabales; Fabaceae
Product: 40S ribosomal protein S21
Exons: 4
Coding region: 187-435 (82 amino acids)
Biological process (GO): endonucleolytic cleavage to generate mature 3'-end of SSU-rRNA from (SSU-rRNA, 5.8S rRNA, LSU-rRNA); endonucleolytic cleavage in ITS1 to separate SSU-rRNA from 5.8S rRNA and LSU-rRNA from tricistronic rRNA transcript (SSU-rRNA, 5.8S rRNA, LSU-rRNA); translation
Cellular component (GO): cytosolic small ribosomal subunit; ribosome
Molecular function (GO): structural constituent of ribosome
Source: RefSeq, a predicted model, not a curated record
UCCUUUGUUAAAUUCGGGCUUUGAAGAAAGCCCAGCCCAAGAGAAGGAAACUAGGGUUUUGGGAUUUAUAACAAUCGUGUCGCUCUUGUUCCUCAUCUACCGCACUCCUCUUCGUUCGUCGUCUUCUCUGUACCAUUCACGUUUGCAGAGAUUUUUGUGAAGGAGUUUUCUAACGUUCAACCAAAGAUGCAGAACGAGGAAGGACAGAUCACUGAGCUUUACAUCCCUAGGAAGUGUUCUGCUACAAACAGAUUGAUUACUGCGAAAGACCAUGCUUCCGUUCAGAUUAACAUUGGGCAUGUGGAUGAGAAUGGUAUCUACAAUGGCCAAUUCUCCACCUUUGCUCUCUGCGGCUUCAUCCGUGCUCAGGGUGAUGCUGACAGUGCCCUAGAUCGCUUGUGGCAGAAGAAGAAAGUUGAAGUUAAGCAACAGUAGACGCCCAUGUUACUUUGUUAUGUAUUAAUUUUUACUUUUGCUAGUAAUAUUUGAGGAUUAUGAUUGUCAUUUUGAGCAAAUACUUGUUCUGGAUUUUCGUUGGUACUUGGUACCUCCAGCUAAGGUUGUUUUUUUGACAAUGCGUUGAUGAGUAUUCAGUUAUCUUAUAUUUCAAUCGCAAA